AGGUUAUUAGAGCACUGAGCACCUUUAAGGAGUGCAGAAAUCUGUGAAAGGAGGAGUUGGGGAAAAGGACGCUGCUCCUUUUAGAGCCUGUGUAACAGAACUGAUAAGCUAUUCCUGUGAUGUGAUCAAAUGUGACUGAAUACUGCAGGCUCUUGGACUCUUACUCUAUAAAAUCCACACCAGAGCAGCACAGGAAAAGAUCGGAGGGAACAGCUUCUGCUGUACUGAGAAAGAUGCUGGAGAGCUCUUCAGUCCUUUUGUUCAUUGUCUUCGCCCUGCUUUUCAUUUUGCUGCUCUUUGUGGUGCUCAUCAGGAAAAACGGCAGUGCUGCCCUUAUCUGGAAUGAAAUAAUCCGGGAGAAAAUAACCAAUUUCAUCAUGAAUCAGAGCAAAGAACAGAGGAUUUUAAAUUUUGUGCUGCAGAAUGCAGUCCGAGGAGACCCCUGUAGUGUGCUGGACACUAUAGAUAAGUACUGCUCCCAGAAAGAGUGGGCCAUGAAUGUGGGCGAUGAGAAAGGUUUAAUUCUAGACAAGACAGUGGAAGAGGUCCAGCCAUCGGUUGCACUGGAGCUGGGAACAUACUGCGGCUACUCAGCAGUUCGGAUUGCUCGGCUACUGAAGGCAGGAGCUCGUCUUCUCACUGUGGAGUUCAACCCAGAAUUUGCUGCUAUAGCUAAACAGAUCAUUGAGUUUGCUGGAGUACAAGAUAAGGUAAAACUCCUGGAAGGCCCCUCAGAGGAAAUUAUUCCCCAGCUGAAGAAAAAAUAUGAAGUGGAUACUCUGGAUUUUGUCUUCCUGGACCACUGGAAAGACAGAUACACACCAGACACCAUCCUGAUUCAGGAAUGCAACUUGCUGAGGAAGGGCUCGGUUCUUCUGGCUGACAAUAUCAUCGUCCCAGGAGCUCCAGAAUUCCUUAACUAUAUCCGCAAGAACCCCCGUUUCCAGUGCACUAACUACCCAUCUCACCUGGAAUACAUGAAAGUGAAGGAUGCUAUGGAAAAGGCUGUGUUUUUGGGAUAGAGAGUGCCAUUAAUACUCAACCUUUGUUUCAAAUUAUGUAAACGCAACUGCACAAGUUAACUUGUCCAUGCUUUAAAUUUUGGGUUUUUGUAUUUUGCAGCCUGUAAUUACAGCAAGUGCUAGUGGAGAACAUUUUAGACCGGGUGGAAAGCAAGAUCAGGAGCAAGUAGGGUAACUGCUCAAAGGUCUGUUCCGUUGUUUCACGUAAUUUGGCAAACCCAAGGUGAUGCAUGUUGCCUUGCCUUAACAUCGAACAACACAGUCUGUUAUUUUGAGACCAAACUCAAACAAACACAGUUUGGGCUUAGGGUCGGACGGAGAAGGUAACUUCUGAAGAUUUGUGUCCCCAAGCUAAUCUGAUUAAUUGUUAUCAAGAGUGGCAAAAAGCAUGCAUGCUGCAAGAAAAGACCAUUUCAGGACCCCUGAUUUUGCUAAACUACUAGCAUGCCACUUAGUGCAGUGAAGGUUCCUAUCGUGAUAUCAGAUACAUUUUUGCACAGUUACUGCAAAAGUUAAUCAUCUCUAUGCUAGAGAAAAGGGUAUGCACUGAAAGAAGACCAACCCAUGCAACGACGAGAAAAUAAAACAGAACUUUGCAGAAGACAAACAAAUAAAAUUAUAAUCUGCCCACGCAGAGGUAGGGAAAACUGAUGUAGUAAAUAGAUUAAAACAAACACAGUAACAGACAGAUAACAAAAGGAGCAAGAUCUUUCCAAAAGAACACCAAAACUAGAUAAUAUCAGAGACCUUGAGAAAAUGCUGUUUAUCCCCUCUUAUUUACUUAUCCCUUCAUUACGUUGUGUAUACAUAGUACGUGCUUUUUAGGGGCAGGGCAAACUGCUUACUCUAAUAUGUGCUGUGUAUGUUGAAGAUGCUGUAUAAAAAUAAAGACCAGAGAGAAUGGGAUUUACCAGGUGGGUCCUGCAGACCCUGGUUAACCUCAGUGCUGUUAACACCACGUGAAUUGUGAGGGCUGUCAUUGAGAAGAUACAAAGCCAAAUCUGAUGUCUCUAACUCACUUGAACAACGCAAAAAUCCACCAGCAUUUCCUGGCAUGUCCUGCUGUGAUUAUAUAAUGAGGCAACGGCUACAUUUAUAAGUUAAUACUAAAAAACAAUAGAGUAGGCAUGUGACUUCCUUUGUUUACCAUGAAUUCUGCACUUGGGAUUUCCAGCCUUGGAACAGCCACAGAAAGAUCUGAAAAUAAGAGUGAAAAUCAGGGAUAACCAUUCUCAUCUUUUCCAUUAUGGAUUCUUUCAGACCUGUUAUCGGCUUCUUCCUUUUAUAGCCCACCCUACUGCAGUGGUAUCUACCCUGGCCUGUGUGCUACAGAACAUCCACCUGCAGGACACCCGUAACGCGCGCAGCAGAGAACUGCCCCACGGCGUAAAAGAAAACUAGAGCAGGCGAUGGUGACAGUCAGUUCAGAAAUGGAGAAAGCGAACCAUGGUGACCCCGCCAGCUUGUAAUGCGCGGGUGUCACAGGGAUAGGAGAAGGCAACAUUGUCAGAGUUUCUUUAACAAUUUAAACUCUGUCACAUUGAGAAAGACCAAAGAUUACUAUACUGGAUCAGAUUACACAGAAGCAGCCCCUUGUGACUCUGUCAUGCUGUUUUGCGUAGGGGCAGACCCUGAGUUCUAACACAUCUCACACUGAGUAAAUCAAUGAUUUAUUCCAUAAGCUUGCUUAGCAGCACGUCCUCUUGGUAUUCAGGCUCAACUCAAAGUCACUGGGACAAAGUCCUCCAGGUGAUUCCAAGCAAUUUUUGCAAAAUUUGCAAAAGAAAAUAAUCUUCAAACCCAUUUACUGGCAUACGUGUGUUUCUAGAGCACACUGGAAAAUCUGGAUACAUACAGCUUACCAGAAAUUUUUUCUGUACACCUAAAGUCAUGACUCCAAAGAAUCCUCUUUUGUUUCCAGCUUUAAGCACCUCUGCACCUCAGCAGACACUCCUGCCAUAGCAGGGCCCGUAACACGUCCUGAUAAACAGACCAAAGUCUCAGAUACAUGCUGAAGGAUGCGUGAGAGUAAUCAGGUAGACUCUUCUGCACUUUACAAGAAAGGAUCAGAAAAAUACAUUCCUACUGCUAGUUAACAGCCAAAAUUACCAUUCGAGAGACUGUCAGGAUAAUUAGGGAAGGAAGGAACCUGUAGAGUUAGCAUGGAUAUUUCAGAAGAUGCAUUAGUCAAUAAUGCAUGUGUAAUAUACCUGCAAAUAUAACAGCCACCUGUUAGUAUAAAAAAGGUAUUUUAAUUCAUUAGACAGAAUCUCCCAUACAGCAAAUUGUAAAAAUAAAUACAGAAUUCCAUACACAAGAAAAUUUUUUCCACCUGACCGCACUUCUGAAAUGCUCUUAAUUAUCUGUGGCAAGGGAUGAAAAGGAAAAAGCCUGACUCUUUGCCUGACUGACAAUUAGAAAAAAGGCUUUUGGUCAGUUAAGCAAAUGCAAUCUGGAGUCGCUGACACGGAAGUGUGAAAUCUCCCAGGGAGAAGAUUUACUUUUCAAAAUAAAGUCAUGCUUUGAAUUCUGGGAGAAGCAAAAGGUAGACAAUGGGUCUUCUAAUUCAAAUAUAGUCUAAAAACCUACUAAGUGUUACUGCAACAUCAGCCUAUUCCAAUUAGAAGACAGAACCUAUUCUUGCCCGAGGCAGCUAUGGAACUGCGCAUCUGGAAGCACCUGUUAAAAGCGGUAAAGCUCGUACCCCUGAGAGAAAGCUCCCAAUGGAAAGAGCUCCCCUGAAAUGACAUGCAGCUUUCAGCCAGUUCUCACAACUCCUGUCACAAAUGGUUGAUCCCACCAAGUACCGCCCUGCUGAGAUCUAGUCUCCAAAUGACAGCUACUCUCUAGGUUGUCUUCUUGAUUCAGCAACACGCCAAAGAGGGGUCUGGUUUCUGCCAGGGCCUCUCUGUUACCUCAAAGGGACAUGAUGUUUGUCUUUCAAAAUAUUGACCUGAUCCUUUAAAUCAGCGUACAAGAGAGGAGGAGGAUUUGAGGAAGUCAAACCCAGCACUAGUCCCUUUUGCUUCCUAAUUUAAUACCAAAUUGAGCAUAACAGCACCCAUGUAGCAAUCCUUACAGCAGAAAUGACUCAUCAGAGCCAACAGCAGUCUUGCGUUUGUUCAGGAGCCACUGCUUCCUCCCAUUGGUAUGAGGAAGAGAAAAGCACCCCACUGAAGAAUUUUGAUUCCCCAGUCAAGCGUUAGGUGCAGCACAGAGAACGUGCAGAAACCUCUACAAGAGCACAAAGGAGAUCCCAGCUGAGCUCUCAACCCUCCCACCGACGGCGACAGCACCAGGGCAGUGAUGUGUGCUUACUGGGUUGAGCGGUCAAUCAGGAAUCAAUUAUGAGCUAUCUUAUGAAUAAUAACUACCUAUACUUGCUGUGCACGCACAUUAAACAUAGUAAAAGAGUUUA
Messenger RNA from Chroicocephalus ridibundus (black-headed gull), 4440 nucleotides. It is a transcript of the gene COMT, whose product is annotated as catechol-O-methyltransferase. NCBI's taxonomy places the organism in Eukaryota, Metazoa, Chordata, Aves, Charadriiformes, Laridae. Gene Ontology annotation, molecular function: magnesium ion binding; catechol O-methyltransferase activity. Gene Ontology annotation, biological process: catecholamine catabolic process; dopamine metabolic process; developmental process. The transcript is spliced from 5 exons. The coding region runs from base 234 to 1022 and encodes 262 amino acids. Gene Ontology annotation, cellular component: membrane; dendrite; axon. The record is from RefSeq and is a predicted model, not a curated record.